AUCAAGGGAGUGAAUGGGUCCUGCACGCAAAGCAGAAACGCGCUGAAACUGCGGAGAUUUACUUUGGUUCACACACGGUGAAGCAGCAGCAGGAGGAGGUGUCGGCUUUACAAGACCUGCGAAACUCUCUGCUGGGAGAUCAGUUUUAAUGAUUCCUCGUUCUGAUUGAGAUUUUUUUUUUUUUUUUUUGUCUGAGUUUAUUUGUUUGCCUGUUUUACUUUAUUUAUGUGCUUGCGCCUGUUGAGUGCUCCAGCUGAUGCUGAGCUGAAUAAGCGCGCCUGACGCAGUAAACGUAGCCACACAGAGAGAUGAGCACGGCGCAUCUCUCUACCAGAAGAGAGGAGAGGGUUCCCUAAUUUGGAGUUCGGACGAAUGGAUUUAACUUUUCAGGCUUCUUUGGUGUUCCACUAAAGCCUUCCUAGCGUCUCUAUUCGCCUCUUUUUUAAAACUCGCAUACUGAUCUUUAAUUCUGUUACUGCGUAUGUGCGCAACAAAUGAAAUUGGAGUUUGUUUCUUUUAGCGCGUUUUUCUCCCUUUUCUUUUUUUUAAAGGAAAUGUUUCCCAUCUCUGAACGGAUAACGGACCUCUAACGAGGACUUGUCUUCUCGGCACAUAUGUGGACCCUAUUCAGGAUGUUACAGUCUAAACGGCCCAGGCAUCAUUGGGCCACGGUACGCCACAGCCACCACAUAACACCACACAGCUGGGCUGCGUCCUGCUGCGUUUAGGAGUUUUCCGAGCUUCAACCUCUUUUUAGGCGGAGGAAAACAUUUACACACAAAAAAAAUUAAAAGAAAAAGAAAAAACGCCAACUUGUUUUGGUGAACAUUGACAUUGGCUUUAGGAGUCUCACCUCUGGGCUACUAUGCAAUUGCAACUGAUCUCCUUUGUUCUGAUCAUCUGGAACUGCAUGGAUUACUCUGGUUGUCAGCCGCACAGCAGCUCCAGGCACCGGCAGCACAAAGCGAUGACCGGUGGCAGCUCGGGGUGCCAGCAGAGUGGCUGCCUGACCUGCUCGGACUACAAUGGCUGUCUGUCCUGCAAGCCUCGUCUCUUCAUGCAUUUGGAGAGGAUCGGGAUGAAACAAAUCGGGGUGUGCAUGACUUCCUGUCCUCCUGGCUUUUACGGCACCCGGUCCCCUGAGAGAAACACCUGUACGAAGUGCAGGUCGGAGUGUGACUCGUGCUUUAACAAGAACUUCUGCACACGCUGCCGAAUGGGGUUCUACCUUCACCUGGGCAAGUGCCUGGACAGCUGCCCUGUAGGCAUGGUCCACAGUGAUGCACAGAGGGAGUGCAUUCUCAGAUGCUCUGCGGAGUGUGAGUCAUGUGUGAACAGUGACACAUGCACCCGGUGCCGGCCUGGCCUUUAUCAGAUGAAUGGAAGGUGCCACCUUAUCUGUCCAGAUGACUAUGAGCCCAAUGACAAACUAAUGGAGUGCACACCACAAGUGCACUGCGAGGUGGGCGAGUGGAGUGAGUGGAGCCCCUGCUCUCGGUCAGGCAGAACCUGCGGCUUCAGACGGGGCCAGGAGACCCGCACAAGGCAGGUCCUGCAGUAUCCAUCUCCGUUUGGCAAUCCCUGCCCAGAGAUCUCUGAGGUCAAAGAGUGUCUGGUCAAGAAAAAGAGAUGUCCAGGAACACGGAGGAAGUCCGACCGAAAAGAGAGGAGGAAUCGCAAUAACCGCAAGGACAAGGAGAGCCAGGAGGGACGGAGGGAGAGAAAGCGAGAGCGGGAUGCGGGUGAACGGGAAGACUCUGAUAACAGGAACAAAACGGAGAACCGACACCGGAGAGGCCACGACUCACAGACAAUCCCUCCUGAAGACGGCCUCGUGCAAUAAAGCUGGGGACAGACGACGACCGACCCCCACCCCUCUGGUUGUCUCCCCUUCCUUCCUGCUCCAUGACAUCCCAACCCUUCCUUCCCCCGCCCACUUUCUCUCCCCUUUUUGACCCCUCCUUACAGGGGUGUUGCUGCUACUUGUAUGGUUUCAACAGACCGUUAUUACAUCAGCGUUAUUCAUGGACUGUAAGCCCUUUUGAUCUCAAAGACUGCAUCACCGUUCAAAGUGUCUCACGUGAAAGCUUUACGGAGACACUGAUGUCUGGAAACUGGGAAUACUCUGUGACUACAGAGGACUGUCAGACAAACUGACUAAGAUGGAGACAUAUGUGCUUGUUCAUACGGUUAUUUAAUGGGACUUUGGUACAACGAUGUGUAUCUUUGGUUCCAAACGUAGAUUGAUUUUACAGCAUCACAGUGCUUCGCAAAAGUAUUUACAUCCAUUGAACAUUUUUUUUAUUGCUUUACAACCAUAAACUUCAAUGUAUUUUACAGAUAUUUUAUUUGCUAGACCAACAUAAAGUGGUGCAAAUUGUGAAAUGAAAAAAAAAUCUAUGAUUUUAUCUUUUUUCUACAAAUAAAAAUUUGAAUAGUGCGACUUGCAUUCAACCCCCUUUAACCUAAUAUGUGUCACAUCAGUCUCCAAUUGUUGCUUUGUCCAUAAGCAACAAUACAUUUCUUUGGACAAGAUAUUGUCCAAAAUAAUGUAUUGCUUCAGAUGUCACCUGAUUUGUAAAUAAACUCAAGGUUUUUAAUAACUUAGUCUGAUUAUAACACAGGAAUAGGUUAUAAUAAAGUUUGUUAGAGGACAUUAGUGAACAAAGAGCAUCAGGAAGACCAAGGGGCACAGCAAGCCGGUCAGGAAUAAAGUCGUAGAGGCUUUUAAAGUAGUGUUAGGUUCCAAAACAGUAAACCAAUCUUUAAAAAUCACAUGACACACUGUUUAGUUUGGCAUCAUAAACUUACAAAAGUACAGAAACACUGCAAAUCCACCAAGAUUUGGGAGUCUAUGUUAACUGAUAGGACACCCAGAUGUUGGGUGUCCUAUCAGAAAAGGAGUACUGUACACAAAUAUAAGGCGCAGUCAAGAGGACAAAGGUAACUCCAAGAAUCUAUCUUAAUGGAUACGUGUCAAGAAGAAAACACUUGUUGAAACAAAGCAAUGAGGAGUCCUGUUUACCACAAACCUCUAGCCAUGUUAGGUACAGAACACGUCUGUGGUAGAAGGUGCUCUGGUUGGAUGUGAUCAAAGUUAUAUGUUUUUAGCACAUUACUUUUUACUUCACAACUAUUUACCACUUGUUGGACUGUCCCUUAAGAUCCAAAUGAAAUAUCUGGACGUUUGUGCUUGUGACUCAGCAAAAUGUAAAACAAAAUUUAAAAAGUUCAAAGUGCGUAAAUACUUCUGCAAGAAACUGUGUGUAGAACAGUUUAUUAUUAUUGUUGUACUUGUUGUGUAGAUCUAUCUGGUGCAAAUUUUGUAAAGAACAAAAAUAUAAGUAUUAGCUCUUGCCAGCUUCAUACUGACACAAAGCUGAGUGCCGUGUCCAAAACUGAAAUAUGUACAUCUGGGAUGAAAACAAAGUUUAUCCAAAGAAGUGCUAAAUCUUCCGGAGCACUAUUUUUUUUCUCCCCUCCUUUUGUGUAAAUAGAUUCUGUGCUCCAAAUAAAUCUCAUCAACCAGAACAAAAAAAAAAAAAAACUGUAUGUAAAAUAAAGCUGUAAUGGUUUCUA
This is a messenger RNA of Gambusia affinis (western mosquitofish), 3579 nucleotides long. RefSeq names its product R-spondin 3 (gene rspo3). Bases 866 to 1843 code for a protein of 325 amino acids. The transcript has 6 exons. The record is from RefSeq and is a predicted model, not a curated record. NCBI's taxonomy places the organism in Eukaryota, Metazoa, Chordata, Actinopteri, Cyprinodontiformes, Poeciliidae.